This is a messenger RNA of Limanda limanda (common dab), 3705 nucleotides long. It is a transcript of the gene sall3b, whose product is annotated as spalt-like transcription factor 3b. Gene Ontology annotation, cellular component: nucleus. NCBI's taxonomy places the organism in Eukaryota, Metazoa, Chordata, Actinopteri, Pleuronectiformes, Pleuronectidae. The record is from RefSeq and is a predicted model, not a curated record. The coding region runs from base 1 to 3705 and encodes 1234 amino acids. Gene Ontology annotation, biological process: regulation of transcription by RNA polymerase II. Gene Ontology annotation, molecular function: DNA-binding transcription factor activity, RNA polymerase II-specific; RNA polymerase II cis-regulatory region sequence-specific DNA binding. The transcript is spliced from 4 exons.
AUGUCCCGGCGCAAGCAGCUCCAGCCCCGGCAGCUCGGGUCCGAAGAGGAGGCCACUGGCUCCGGCAUCACGGGAGGCGUGGAGAGCCAGGAGACGAAUGGAGGCUGUCCCAGCAGAGAGGACACGCACAUCUGUGACAAAUGCUGCGCUGAGUUCUUCUCGUGGACGGAACUGAGCGACCAUCAGAAAGUCUGCACUGAGGAGCCGCUGGUGCUGAUAGUUCAAGACAGUGAAGGGACGCCUGCUGCUGAGGAGUCUCCUGCGGGACCCUCUCCGGUCCCGAGCCUUUCGUCCAGUGACUCGUCCCCAGCCGACUUUGAGCUGGUGAACGACGACAGUCUGGAUCUUUUAGACGAACGCAGAGAGCAGGAUGAAGCCAUGGAGCUCGAGCUUUGCCCACAGGACAAAUUCACCUGCAGCUCUCAGCCUCUGGACUCAGUCGAGCCCUCGCCUCCCCAGGUGUCGGCCGCCGACAGCUACAACAUGCCCGGCACGAAUGUGACGCUGGAGAUCCUUCACAGCACCCGAGUAGCCGUGGCCCAGUUCUCCCAGGGGAUCACCGGCAGCGGAGCGGGAGGGAAGGCGGCCUCGGCGGCCAUCCCGGUGAUCCUGGAGCACCUGCUGGCUCUGCAGCAACAACAGGUCCAUCAGCUGCAGCUCAUUGAGCAGAUCUGCAGCCAGGUCGCCGUCAUGAACAGACAACCAACUCAAGCUGCGUUGAACCCCGGCUCCAGGUCCCUGUCCCUGAAACAGAAACCGUUCUCCUCUCAAGGCACCAACCCUGCUCCCAUCCUGCCUCUGUCAGGAUCAACUCCCUCCUCCGUCAUUGGACAGGUGGCGGUUUCCUUGUCAUCCAUGCUUGAAAAGUCACAAAAUCUCCCCCCACUCACUGUAUGUGGGAAGUCCACCUUCAGAGACGUUACUUGUACCUCAGCCUCCUCAGAAACUCCAUCUCUGUCCAGCAGCAGCAGCAGCAUCCCCACGUUACUGCCUCCGUACUCCGGCUCCCACGGCAGCGGCCUCAGCUGCACCCAGACACUGAGCUCCUCCAGUCCGCUGUCCCUGGGGCAGAGCAGCCUCCUCAGCUCAUCCUCCAACCUGCCAUUUCUACCUCAGAGCCCCCCCAGCAGCGUGAUCUUCCCCAAUCCGCUGGCGAGCAUCGCUGCCACAGCUAAUGCACUUGACCCCCUUGCAGCCCUGAUGAAGCACAGGAAAGGGAAACUGUCUAGCGUCUCCUUGUUCGAAACCAAGCCCAGCCCGGAGGAACCCUUCUUCAAGCAUAAAUGCAGGUUCUGUGCCAAAGUGUUUGGCAGCGACAGCGCUCUGCAGAUCCACCUGCGCUCGCACACCGGAGAGCGGCCCUUCAAGUGCAACAUCUGCGGCAACCGCUUUUCCACUAAAGGGAACUUAAAGGUGCACUUCCAGAGGCAUAAAGAGAAGUAUCCUCACGUGCAGAUGAACCCUUACCCGGUGCCAGAGUAUCUAGACAACGUGCCAACUAGUUCUGGGAUUCCCUACGGAAUGUCCCUCCCUCCAGAAAAGCCCGUCACCUCAUGGCUCGAUAACAAACCUGUUGUAGCAGCUCUGCCGGCCACCAUGGGUCUUGCGCUGUCCUCCACUAUUACCAGUAUCGGAGGCUCAAAUGACCCUGUAAGUGUAACACCAUCCGCUAGGUCUCCCUACCAGCCAUCUCCUGCUGAAUGUGUGUCUUUGUCACCGAACCACAGAGGCAGCGAGGCUCAUUUCUCUCCUGUUUCAGAGUCUCCACUGUCUAACCUGGAGAAGGAAGCAUCCAAUAUACCGAAAGCAGAGGGAGUACACCUGCCUCAGAGCUGCACCCUGAGGCUGAGAGCCACCCCAGUGACAGAAACCACCAACUCCACAAUCCCAUCUGUGGCCACCACUCCCGAACCCGUCACCCCAGCGUCGCCCGACCCCAAUUCCCCGCCACUGUCGCUCCACUCGGAGGAAACUAAAUUCCCGUCACUGGGCCUCUUCGAUUCUAUGCAAACCUCUGAAACCUCAAAGCUUCAGCAGCUGGUGGAGAGUAUCGACAGAAAGAUCACGGACCCCAACCAGUGCGUGCUCUGUCACCGUGUCCUCAGCUGUCAGAGUGCGCUGAAGAUGCACUACCGCAUCCACACCGGGGAGAGGCCCUUCAAAUGCAAAGUGUGCGGCAGGGCGUUCACCACCAAAGGGAACCUGAAGACGCACAUCGCCGUUCACCGAGAGAAUCCUCCGGUCCACGUGCAACACUCGUGUCCCAUCUGCCAGAAGAAGUUCACCAACGCUGUGGUUCUUCAGCAGCAUAUCCGCAUGCACAUGGUCGGGCAGAUCCCGGACUCGACCCUCGUGGACGGGCUGCAGGAGAUGGACAGCGACACCUCCAUCAACGGGAAGAACUUUGACAGCCUCAGCAGCAACAGCAACGACUAUAUUGAUGACAUUUCAAUGGAGGAUGAUAUUGGGGAGGAAGAGGUGGAAGAUAUGAGGGAAGACGCGAGUCCCUCUCGACCGUUGAUCUCCGAUUGCAACUCUCCUCCCAGGUCGUUUGCCAUCGUUUCAAGUCUAGCAGCUCUGGAGAACCAAAUGAGGAUGAUUGACUCGACUGUAAACCUGAACCACUGCUUCGGCAUGAAACCCCUGACCAAUGGUUUUAACGACGGCAGCCAACUGAACAUUAAAUGUACUUUAUCGGAGAAGAGGUUGGGGGACUCCAGCCCGAACGUGUCGGAAUCCUCCUGCUCGCCUCAUGCACCCGAGUCUCCCAUUCUAAGCAACUCAGAGGGAAGGACCGUCAAAUCUCCUGCAGUGAAAAACCACAGGCUGGAAUCCCAGGAGCCUUUGGCAGCGUCGGUGAAGAGAGAAGAGUCCGAGUCUCCCACGUCUGCAGCGGCUCCGGGGCGGAGAGGAACACAAGCUGGGAAACUGUGUGUGAAAGAAGAGACUCCCUACAGUUUGUCUUUCCAGCUGAGCAGAGACAGAGGUCAGACGCUCCCCAGCCUGGUCACCAGCACAUCAUCAGGCGCCAUAAAGACCGAGGUGAACGGUCACAGUCAACCACACCACCCCCCCGAAGGCCAGCAGCCGCCGUUCAGCGUCCACAUCCCCCCGGCGUAUCCGUCCGUCGGCAGCCCGGCGAUGACGUCCCUGCUCGGCCCCGCCCCCCCUCGCCGGCCACCGAAGCAGCACAACUGCAACGCCUGUGGGAAGAACUUCUCGUCAGCCAGCGCUCUGCAGAUCCACGAGCGCACGCACACCGGAGAGAAACCCUUCGUCUGCUCCAUCUGCGGCAGAGCGUUCACCACUAAAGGCAAUCUGAAGGUUCACAUGGGAACUCACAUGUGGAACAACGCCCCGGCCCGGAGAGGCCGGCGCCUGUCGGUGGAGAACCCCAUGGCCCUGCUGGGCGGCGAGGCGGUGAAGUUCGGCGAGAUGUUCCAGAAGGACCUGGCCGCUCGGGCCAUGAACGUAGACUCCGGGUUUUGGAACCGCUACGCCACAGCGAUCACCAACAGCCUGGCCAUGAAGAACAACGAGAUCUCGGUGAUUCAGAACAGAGGCCUCUCUCAGCUCCACCCUCUGAGCGCAGGCCUGGACAGAGUGAGCGCCGCAGGAAGCCCCAGGACCGGUCUCACCAAGACCAGCAUGGACAGACACUUCUCUAUGCUGAUCGACGACAGCAAAGAAAUUGGAAUAAAUUGA